This is a messenger RNA of Raphanus sativus (radish), 894 nucleotides long. RefSeq lists its product as uncharacterized. Bases 137 to 562 code for a protein of 141 amino acids. The record is from RefSeq and is a predicted model, not a curated record. The transcript has 3 exons. Lineage: Eukaryota; Viridiplantae; Streptophyta; Magnoliopsida; Brassicales; Brassicaceae.
UUAAUAAUACGGUUAGGUAUUUAAUAAUAUGAAUUUUAGACAAAACACGCCGCGUCUUUGUGUUUUUAUCAUCAUCGAACAGAUCUGAUCGCCCCGAGUCGUCGUCUCUUCUCUCUCGAUUCCAACAAAAAAAACAAUGGCUGAGGCAACAACAGCUUUGAGGAAGCCUGUGUUCACCAAGGUUAAUGAGCUGAGACCAGGAACCAAUGGUCACUCUCUGAACGUGAAAGUUGUCAGCACGAAGAUGGUGAUGCAGAGAGGUGGUGGAGGUCGUCCCAGUGGUCCUCAGGCUCGUCAGAUGCGGAUUGCUGAGUGUCUUGUUGGUGAUGAGACUGGCAUCAUUAUCUUUACUGCCAGAAACGAUCAAGUGGAUUUGAUGAAAGAAGGCAAGGUUGUGACCCUGCGCAACGCCAAGAUCGACAUGUACAAGGGAUCUAUGAGGCUUGCAGUUGAUAGAUGGGGACGCGUUGAAGUCGCUGAGGAGGAUGCCACAGGCAUCACCGUCAAGGAAGAUAACAAUCUUUCCCUCAUCGAGUAUGAGCUUGUGAACGUUGAAGCUUGAUUUAGUUUCAGCCAACUGAAAGAAAGCAGAGUGACUCACAAGACUUAUAUUCUCUAGUUGUAGAAGCAAUAGCAUCUCUCUCUCUCUAGUCUCUACUCUGCUUUGAGUUUUUGCUUAUCAGAAUUUGCAGGUGGGGUUUGUUGCUGGUUUGAGUCUUUUAUGUAUUAUCUGGCUUGCCUCUGAUUUACCCUUUCUCGUUUUAAAUAUAAGGUUGCUGGAUCAUUCUCAUGUUCUAGUUUUGGUUUCUCUCUGUGUUGUCUUUGGAUGCUAUAAAUAAACGUAUAAAGACGAUAUAUGUAACGACGAGAACAAUAAGUUCUAUUUUAUUCCUA